CAGACACUGCUGAGCGAGUUGUACACAGUCCGCCAUUGUCUUGACAUUGGAGCAGCUGUAGCGACAAGAAUGUCUCGUAAGCGUAUUUCCUAUUGCAACAGGAAGUUUGGGCAAGACUUAUCAAAGAGUUCAUCAAGAGAUGAGUCACUGCUGGUGUAUUGAUGUGACAGAAUGAAUGCAAAUGAAUGCGAUAGAAGUUUACCAGGAACUCUUUAUCGGAAGAGGGAGGAUCAGCUCAAGCAUUAAACAGUUUAAAUGAUCCGUCCGUUACUCUGAGGAACCAGCGGUCGGAUGAGUCGCAUCAGCACCAAUUGAACAACCAUGCAGAGAAACCUUUACUACGGUACGAGUAACAGCUCAAGUGACAACUGCACCAACGUGGACGAUGUCGUGAAGCGCUACUACCUGCCCGCCAUGUACGGCUUGAUCUUCAUCGUGGGCAUCGUGGGUAACGUCAUCGCUCUGCUGGUCUACUUGAUCAAAGUUCGUCCCUGGAAGAGCAGCACCAUCAUCAUGGUGAACCUCGUCAUCACUGACCUUCUCUUCAUGGUCAGCUUGCCCUUCUUGACCCACUAUUACGUCCUCAACGACUCGUGGACGUUGGGGAUCGUCAUGUGCCGCUUUGCACGCUUCAUGUUCCACUUCAACCUCUACGGCAGCAUCCUCUUCCUCACCUGUCUGGCCAUCUUCCGGUAUGUGGCGAUCGUGCAUCCGAUGCACAUGCACAGCAUCAAGCAGAAGCGAUGGGGCGUGUUGGCUUGCGGCCUGGUUUGGGCUGUGGCGGUGAUCGAGUUAAGUCCCAUUUUUAACCUGUUUGACAUUGAUGAAUACAACAACAAGACAUCCUGCUUGGACUUUGCGAGCAACAAGUCAGAAUUCAUGUGGCCUUACAGUUUGGCAUUGACUGUACUGGGAUAUUUACUUCCUCUGUUCGUGGUCUGUCUUUCCUAUUGGCGCAUCAUUGUGGUACUAAAGAAGGGUCCUCAUAUGGGAAGCACGACACGGGUUCGAGCAAGGCGACUCAUCGUGCUGAUAUUGACGUGCUUUGUGGUUUGCUUUCUUCCCUAUCAUGUGCUACGCGCUCUGAGAAUCUACACGAGAAUCACUCCGGAAACCGACUGCAUGCUGAACCGCUGCAUUCACACCGCUUACAUUAUUUCGAGGCCGAUCGCUGUACUCAACAUCAUUUUUAACUUACCUCUCUACACGUUGUCGGGGGAUUGCUUUAAGCAGGCAUUCGUGGAGCUGUUCAAAUGUGAUUGGCUCAUGUCGAGGACUAAGGGGAUCACUGAAGUGACUGUGAUCAACAAACCCACGACCAUUGUUGGGCAGUAGCGUCACUACUAGCUUAACUACAUUAUUCAGUAGCGUGGUGGUAGCAUCGCUGUUUUCUAAAUCAAAUAGCUUUUCAGUAGCGAAGCUCUUUUUCUGAUCAGUCAGCAUGGUUGCGUGAACAAAAGCUACAUUUUCCAAAGCAUUUCUGAAGCUCAAGCUCAAAUUGGAAAUAUAACUGCUAAGGAUCACUGAUCCUGGAUCAGUAAAGUGAUGCCAGCACCACUAAACCUCGCAACUCCAUUGGCUCUUCAAACCAGCGGCGUGCAUUUCUGCUUGUUUGUUAGAGAUCAUAUUAUGCUUUCAACUUUGUUUUGAAAAUUAGUUUUUUUUCCUCUUUAGACAUGUCAUUCCUUAAGGAGUAUUAUUUGGUUAAUUUGUUACUCUUUUUAGUUUAGUAUACAUAAAUGUAAGUAUGUUGAUUAUAAAAGUAUCAUGCUAAUAACAUGUAAAACAACAUUGCAUGUAGUCUUCACUAUAUUAAAUUAAAUAAAUAGAUUAAUCAGUCAUUAUUAAUUGUGAAGUUACUAUUCAGUCAUGAGCAAUGAGUGAUUUCCUUGUCUUCAAGGAUAUUCAGACAGCAGGAAUGCAAUUUUUUGUCCGUUCAAGAACAAGAUUUGAAAGAGACCACGUGCUUGCUUCGGAUGAGUGCACAAAUCUUCUCACAGAGCUCGUGCAUGUCCUCUUUCGCGCCUUGCACUCUGUUUAAAGUACACAUGAAAUCAAAAUAAACCCUAUUUACUUUGUUAGUGCAUAUUACUAGUGUUGUGGUAAACAAUUAAUCUGUGCAAGUUAAAACACAGAAAAAAAAUGUUUGUCGCGGUAAUCUUUAAUCAAAAUCUGAAAAUGUACUUCCGGUCUGGAAUGGCGUUCCUUCUCUGAUGACGUCAGUUUGACGGCUUGGGAUGAAAAUGUGUAAACCACUCCUCUGCAACCGUUCGUCUGCUAUGAGCGAAAUAUGGAGAGGAGGAGCUCUAAAGUAAAACUCUGCCCUCUAUUAAAUAUUCCGUUUCACUUGGAAAUACGUCACAACACUGGAGAAAAGUCGGUUCCCACGGACUUUAAAUUGGCAAGGCUAAAUGAAUUUAGUUUAAACGCAGAUAGCAACGUGUGCUGUUCAGGUAUCACCUACGCUCAUGCGCUAUCAACACCCGGGUGAUGACGGCGUAAAUGACAGGUCAUAAAGAGCAUAUGGCACUUGCAUUAAACAAGGUUCAGGGGAAGCCAGAAUGUGUAUCCAUCGACAGAAACAUACAUUAGCCUAACUCUGUUGGUCUGUUUUAUUUAUUUUCUGCAAACCAUAUUAUAGAUGUGCAUCCCCUUUUUUUUUUUUUUUUACCGUGAAACGUUUCACCCCUAGUAUUUAUUUGUUUUUUCAGUUUUGGCAGACUUGGGAUUCCAUACAUUCCAUGACAAACAACCCUUGUUGCCCUUCAGCAUGUCAAUAGUAUAUGGCGCCACAAUGGUCAAAAUGGCUCUGAUGUAAACAAAUUUUGUGGAAGCUGUAUGUCUGUUUUUUUUUCACUGUAUGUUUGCUUUCCUUUAUAAUCCUUGUCUUUAUGAUGAUGGCAUGAAGUAAUUUCUUGGUCAAACAAGAUUAACAGCAGUAAAAAGUAGUGAAUAACA
Messenger RNA from Megalobrama amblycephala (Wuchang bream), 2958 nucleotides. RefSeq names its product 2-oxoglutarate receptor 1-like. Gene Ontology annotation, molecular function: G protein-coupled receptor activity. Gene Ontology annotation, biological process: G protein-coupled receptor signaling pathway. The coding region runs from base 322 to 1335 and encodes 337 amino acids. NCBI's taxonomy places the organism in Eukaryota, Metazoa, Chordata, Actinopteri, Cypriniformes, Xenocyprididae. Gene Ontology annotation, cellular component: plasma membrane. The transcript is spliced from 3 exons. The record is from RefSeq and is a predicted model, not a curated record.